Molecule: messenger RNA, 1284 nt
Organism: Rotaria sordida
Lineage: Eukaryota; Metazoa; Rotifera; Eurotatoria; Philodinida; Philodinidae
Source: the annotation of a GenBank genome assembly
AUGCAUACUAUUUUUCAUGUUGGUGAAAUCAAGCAGACAAUCACCAGUAGUCGUCUCUGGGAAGUACAAUUAACACUUACAGAUGACAAUGAUCCACAAUUGGCCGGUCUCACUCAACGCGUACGAGAAGAGAUUGAUGGCGUCGGAUGGUAUCGAAUGGGUAAACUGAUACUCAAAGUACGUCACUUCAAUCAAGCUCAAGCACUCUACAAUGAAUUACUAAAGAACUCAUCAAGUGACAGUGAUAGAGCACAUAUCCAUCAUCAGCUUGGACGGGUGAAAAGUAUGGAAGGACAAUACAAAGAAGCAAUUUCAUUUUACGAAAAAUUCCUCGAAAUCAAAGGAAAUAUUGUAUCUGAAGAUUGUCCUUCAUCAGCUCACAUCUACCACGAUAUCGGUGAAGCGUAUCACAACAUGGGCGACUACUCGAAAGCAAUUGAAUUUUACGAAAAAGCAUUUAAAAUAAGAGAAGAAUAUCUGCCUCCAAAUCAUCCCGAUUUGGCUAAUUUAUACACCAACAUUGGUCUUACGUAUAAUAAUCUGGGUAAUUACUCGAAAGCACUCGAAUAUUACGAGAAAGCAAAUAAAAUCUACGAAAUAGCUCUGCCUCCGAAUCAUCCCGAUUUGGCUACUUUAUACAGCAACAUGGGUCUUACAUAUAAUGACACGAGUAACUACUCGAAAGCACUUGAAUAUUACGAGAAAGCACUUAAAAUAAGAGAAGAAUCUGUGCCUCUGAGUCAUGUCGACUUGGCUCAAUCCUACAACAAUAUUGGAGAAGUGUAUAACAAGAUGGGUGACUACUCGAAAACAUUUGAAUUUUACGAAAAAGCACUUAAAAUAAGAGAAGAAUAUUUGCCUCCAAAUCAUCCCGAUUUGGCUCAAUCCUACAACAAUAUUGGUGGCGUAUAUAACAACAUGGAUGACUACUCGAAAGCACUCGAAUAUUACGAGAAAGCAAAUAAAAUCUACGAAAAAGAUCUAUCUCCGAAUCAUUCCAGUUUAGCUACUUCAUACAACAACAUUGGUCUUAUGUAUAGCAAGAUGGGUGACUAUUCGAAAGCACUUGAGUUUUAUGAGAAAGCACUUAAUAUAAGAGAAGAAUAUCUGCCUCCGAAUCAUCCCGAUUUGGCUGAACUCUACAACAACAUUGACGAAGUGUAUAACAAGAUGGAUGACGACUCGAAAGCAUUUGAACUUCAUGAAAAAGCACAUAAAAUAGCCGAAACUGUCGUGCCUCCGAAACAUUCAGAUUUGGUUGAUAGUGACUUGACUUUUUUUUAA